Molecule: messenger RNA, 4210 nt
Organism: Haliotis rufescens (red abalone)
Lineage: Eukaryota; Metazoa; Mollusca; Gastropoda; Lepetellida; Haliotidae
Exons: 2
Coding region: 122-775 (217 amino acids)
Source: RefSeq, a predicted model, not a curated record
CGUAUCAACGGGAAGAUAGAAUCACAACCAUUUAAACGUGUUUCUGUUGAGGAUUCGAUUCGAAGCACAGUUAACCUUACUGACAACCUUUAGAUGAGAUACACUCGGCGUGCAGCAUUUUAUGCUAUCGUUUUUCCGUGUAGUGUGGCGAAGGGAAUCGAUAUUGCUUGACCCCAGGCGUGGCAAUGACUUCAUGACGUCACACAAUUCUACCCUACCAAUCGAAAGUUCGCCGACUGUGUCGCUGCUAUGGCUGCCGUACGUUCUGAUUGCCACUGUGUUUAUCGUCUUCCUGGGAAUCAACUUUUGGUGUUAUCACAAACGGAAUCGGGAACGUUACCUGAGGAAGAGGGACGAAAAAAGGGUAAAGGACGGUCUGUACGAAAGGCGACGCAUAAUUGCUCUGAUGAGGGCUCAAUUCCAGGUCAAACUCCCAUCAGCCAAUCAGGACAUGUCUCCCAGAAGUCCUGGCGACCUUGGAUUAGGGUUAGCGGAAGUUCAGAAAAGGGAGAUAACUCUGGAUCAGAAUGGUUCGCUGCUCCGCCAUAGCCUUCGAGAAAGCGUCGAGGACAGCUUUGACUAUGCUGACGAUAUACAUUCCAGUAUUAACGAUCUAGAUGAUCCUUUGUAUGAUCGAUCCAGCCUCAAGAGAAUUAUGUUUGUGUCAAGUGUGUGUUCAACGGAUAUGAGCGGUGGUGGCAAUGGUCAGAGUAAUCUUUUGUCAAAACGAGGCAUGUCCGGGGACAAUGGGAGUGUUCACACAGUGUGUAAAUAAUAAUUUCUUAAGCUACUAGUACAUAAUCCUGGAUGAAUACAUUCCUUUUAUGGAGACAUAUGCCAACAUGAAUGCGUUUUAAUUGUCACAGGAGAACCAUUGUCAAAUCGAGUACAGUAUUCAAAGAAUUAUAACUUGAAAACGGUACGUUUGACAUGGAGACCAAUGAAUGGUUUCAAAGAUACAUGGACAUAGCUUAACAUACCCUUGAUCAAGUGUGGAGGAUGCGAUAUCGAAGCCAUCAUGGAGCAUAAAAUCUCUAUUGGUGUUCAUGUACAGUAAACUAUGGUUAUAACGAACUCAAAGGGACCAUUAAUUUUAGGUCGUAAUAACCGUAGUUCGUUAUAAGCAUAUAUACAACAUAUAUACAACAAAUGGCCGGGACUUAAAAAUAAGUUCGUUAUAUCGGUCAGUUCGUUAUAAGCGUGUUUGUUAUAAACGUAGUUUACUGUACGUGUAAAUGUUCACCGAGUAAAAUCCAUUUUGGUAUAUGUGAAUGUUGAUGAAGGAAAAGCUGACCACAGAGUGCUCAAAUAUAAUAGAAGGCCCUCUGGAGUCACAUUCUUUCGUAUUUGUUUUAUUAUUUAAUAUGUUUAAAAGGAACGUAUUCCAAGCGAGGUAGAAUUGGAUUUACCCUUUUUUAAACGUAUAGGCAUUGUUCGGGUUAAACCUUCAAAUGUACCGACAUUAGAGGCGAUUCGUCAUUGUCAUUUAAUCCAGCUCAAUUUCUGCGGAACCUUCUCUCGCCAAGACAAACCUAUGUUUUCAAAGAAAGAACUUGAAACUGUGUUGAGAAACUUAUUUUAAGUUUAAACCAAGCAAGAGAGAAUAAAUACAAAAUCGAUUUUCUCCCCACAUAUCUGAAUUGGUUUAUGCGAGAAAUAACGUCUGUAUAUGCAUAGAGACAUGAUUUGGACAAAGAGAAAUAUGAUUUGUAAUAUGAUUAUGGCAUGAACUUUAUUCCACGAGUCACGUGGGAGAGUUAUGUAUCUGCAGUGAACGCAGUAAUGUCGAUUCCGGGCACAUGUAUUGUAUAUUCGUGGCACCACUUCAGUGAAUAGUUAUACUACUGCAAGUUUCGGUUAGAAAAUACGCCGUGGUGUAUCGAUUACACAUUCAACGGCGAACAUACAUGAUGGGUUUAUUGUGUAUUGUAUGAAGAAUGAAAUCCCCGAAGGAGGUCUGACUAAAAGAUUUCGGCAUUGUUUCUUCGACUAUAGCUCCGAACUUAUAUACGAAACCUUUCCAGUUUUAGUAAGCGUACAAUUAAACAAAGAGUGUUGAUUAAAGUUUCUUGUAAUGUGUUUUAGAAUGAGAAAACAAAUUUGUAAACCACCGAAACAAUUGUCAACUUAUCACGGAGGCUUUAUGCUUCAGAGAGCAGUAAAUGGUAUUGUCAGUUUUGAACAUUUCCGGUUGCCAUAUGCUUUAAAAAUGUUACAGAUAAACUUUAUUUAUUCGAAAUUCAUCACCUCUAUUAAGGACUGACCAUUUCAUGUUUUGGGGUCUUUAGGGGGCUGGGAUUUUCUCGGAAGAAAGAAAUUGCCCCAGACAAUGUUUGACAACCAUACAACUUACGCUUCAGAUGUUUAAAAAAAGAAAAGGUUUGCCAUACAUAUUACAUUGUCGCAAUGUGUUUUUGCAAGAAAAUAUUUAGGCUCAUAGUUCUGAUUAAAACAUAUCUGGUUUUGUAACUGUAGCAGAAAAAAUAUCUCCAUUCAAAAUCACCCAGUCACCCCUUAUCCUCGCCCUAAAUUUCAAAUGGUCUUUCCCUUAAUUAAAUGUGAUAUAAUGAUCCCAGUAGAAUGCAGAUGGCCCGCAUGAAAUUCGGGUUCAGGUCGCAAAAUGCCAACACAAGUUUCCAAGCUCCAAUAUCCUCUAAUUUACUUUGAUCAUACUAUUUCAAUUAUAGAUGACGUCAUUAUUACUAAAUGAUCAUUGAAUGAUUUAUCGCUCACCCCUAAAACAACUAACAAAGAAUCGUUUACCCGGUAUCAAGAUAAUGUUAAACAACUGUGUACUGAUAGUGGAUAGUGCUACGGCCUACGAGACAAGACUAAUUUCGCGUCAGCCCAAAAGGUCAUGUGUAACUUGGAGAAUAUUCACACGUAAAUAGUCGUGGCAGAGUCAAUUCCGUGCAAGUCGUGUCAUUAUAGCUCUUAUGUUGUCACAGUGACAUGCAUGUAGCCGUAAUGACAAAUAUGUUUUUCAUCUCCCUGUCAAUAUCAUUUUUCACCAAAGCUGUUUUUGAACACAUUGCCCAGUACGACAUCAUGCAAUCAUGGUUAUAAAUAUUGCAUUAACGGUCCAUAAAAUCAGCACAUUGUUUUUUUAUUUAGAUAACGGCUAAGCAUGAUUAAAUCAAGUUUUGUUUUUACAACCCACGUGAUUCAAUUUUUAAAUUAUGUUCAACAAAAUUGCCUGCAUCCUAGGAGUGUAUUUCAUCGAGGCCCUAGCAAGUUGAAUUCUUUUCCGCUGAUUUCCCCCCAAACUUAUACGAGGACGAAUGUGGUUGGUAUAUUUGUAAAGUAAAUUUGAUUGAUUUCAGAUGCUGAGCAAUUUCAUUAUGAUUUCUAUUUCGACAUGGUCAUAACUCAUGUCCUGGAGAAGUGCAAAACAAUAGACACUUCUCAGUUUAAAUUUUAGUGUUUUUCUUCACCUUCGGAUAAGUUUUAAUCAGUUUAUUAGUUUAAUUAAAAUAAUGUACUUUACAUAACGGACAACUGCGAUACUGGUUUCCGUAAGAAACUGAACAACACUGAACUAUGUUCAACAAAAGAACCAAACCAAAGCCUGCCGGGGAACCGGUGGCCUUGUGUUGCUUCCCGUAGCUGGUAAUCCAUUCGUCACCGCUCGCACCUUUCCUGGACCAUGAUCUGUCAUAUGUAAUUUUCUAAAAGUAUUUUAAUAUGCUACAUAAAUGUAUGGAUUAAUGGGUGUUAAAUAGUUCAGAUUUCUAAGGGAAGUCAUGCUUCAUCAUAUAUGCUUAAUCACUACCCGUAAACGUGGAGCAUUUCAAAUCGGGCUCGAUCAGUCGCUUUUCGAAGGUGUCUCAAUAAUAAACACUACAAAAUAGUCUAUACAAUUUCCUAAUAAACUAGAGAUAUGAACGCGGAGAAUAACCAGUCUGAAUUAUCAAACGACACAGAUUACAUUGGACUAAAAAGUAAAAAUAGCCGUGAAAAUUGAAUGAAUGGAUCAAACUUACAUCAAACAGAAUUCUGAAAAUACUUCAAGUGACGUUUUGCUUCGGCUCUUUCAAAUAUAAUUAUAUCAUACCAUUCGUCAUGCAUGUUCAUAUAUCGCACCUAUAUUUACGAAAUGAAUAAGAAUUUAUAUCACUUAUUAGUGAAAGAUGAUAUAUUUGUUUGAAGCCAUGCUAUCACUGAAAUAAUGUAUUUGAAGGCGAUGGGGGUAGCCAAGUGGUUAAAUCGU